This is a messenger RNA of Spea bombifrons (plains spadefoot toad), 2811 nucleotides long. It is a transcript of the gene CCSER2, whose product is annotated as coiled-coil serine rich protein 2. The transcript has 13 exons. Gene Ontology annotation, cellular component: microtubule cytoskeleton. Gene Ontology annotation, biological process: microtubule bundle formation. Gene Ontology annotation, molecular function: microtubule binding. The record is from RefSeq and is a predicted model, not a curated record. NCBI's taxonomy places the organism in Eukaryota, Metazoa, Chordata, Amphibia, Anura, Pelobatidae. Bases 264 to 2669 code for a protein of 801 amino acids.
UCAUCCUCGGGUGCGCGCGAAGUGGAGCGCGAGUGCGCGCACGUUCACAGACCGGUGUCCUCAGAGAGGGCGGAAUACUGGAACCGGAGCUGAAGCCGCGAGUGAAUGGGGGCGGAGGCGACUGGGAUGUGAUAUCCCACCGAGGACAAGAAAAGAUCGGAGCCGACUUCAUCCCCGAGACUCCCCCCCGACCUGGAACAGACUGGGGCUUCAAGGAACCCUGGAUUCAAGCGACUUGGUAGAACCAAUGCCCCAAUUAUCUCAUGGAAGAAAAGAUCCAGGUCAGAGGCUCCCCCGGUUCCAAGCUUCCGAAGUUCAAUGGCGCCAAGCCGCUGGGGAGCUUCCUGCAGAGGACCCCCAACGGGGCGCACCUCGCUUUGUCGGGGAAGCCCGGCUUUCCUAAGGCAGAAAGACACGACGUGGAGUUCGCCCUGAACUGGGCGAAGCAGAAGCCCCCGCACAAUGAGCAGAAAGACCGCCCCGUCUUCGACAAAAGAAUCCCCCUGUCCCAUGCGCCGGACAGAGACGGACCCAGGUUCGGCGGGCCGGCGAAAGUUGCCGGGAAGCAAAGCAACCUGUUGGCGUCGAAUAAGGAGGACCUGAACGAGAACCUACUGCCCAACGCUGCUAAAUUCACCAGGGGUCCGUUUCUGGGGCGGACUUCCUACUCGGCGCUCAACGGCUGCAAGACGCAAGCCAACGGGUUCUACUCCGGUAAGCCCCCGGUAGGGUUACAGCGGCCCAGGGCCAAUUCUGCCACGUCCAGGAACUUCACCGGGAGGGCGACGGCGAAUUCUGCCGACCACCCGAGGUCCUUCUCCCACGUGAGAAGGUCUCAAAGCUUUUCCCACUCUAUUCAGAACUCUCUCCUUCCACCGGGACCUCUCACCAGAUCAUAUUCCUUCAACCGAGAGGCGGAUCUCACGAGACCUUACGAGACGCAGCAGGUACCCGUCCGAGCGGCCCCCAAACCCAACCUCCUGUCUAGGACUUCGAAACAGUACGACGUACCCAACGACAACGAGCCCCCGGGAAAAUCUAGCUUCACGCGCGCCUUUCCCGCAAGGCCACAUCCCGGCCUGAAGAAUGCCGCUGUGGCCAACGGAUCGGCCAUGGCUUUCCCUCUGGGCUAUCAAAUGAGCCGUCCGUCUUUACUAAAACCCAACAGAAAGCAGUUUCCAAGGGAGAUAAUCAUUGACGGCACCAGGAGUUCCUCGGUCGCCCCGGUAACGGAAAGAACCGAACGCGGCGGGCCGACGGGCGAGCACCGGCCGGAAAAGAAGGACCUCGACGUCGGCGGUUACCUCCUUUGCGACAACAUCGAGAAGGAGUACUCCAAAGACGAGUGUUUUGGUGACGACCUGGACGACCUCUCCAUCUCCUCUUUAUCGUCUUCCGACAGGAACGACCUCAGCGAAGAUUUCGCCGAUGACUUCAUCGAGCUGGACGACGGCAAUAAAACCGUCAUCGUGGUCCAAGAGUCCGGCAACAGGGUCACCGAAAAGGCCGACGGCGACGAGUACUCCAUGAGCUCCUUCCAAGAUAACAAGAAGUCUACGGUCCCUAAGGGCCAUAACUGGUUAGAACAAAGCGAAACCGAAAGCACCAACAGUCCUUACGGAGAAACCCCGGUGUCGCCGGAUAUGGAGUACCGCGACCCGUCCUCGUUGGAGCUUUCUCCCUCCGAUAGUUCUGACGGGACGUACAUGUGGGACGAAGAGGGCAUGGAGCCGAUCGGCAGCGUCCAUCCGUGCGGGAGCUACGAGUCUUCGGAGAUGAACAGCCUGGACAUUCUGAAUAACCUAGACUCCUGCGACUUAGAAGAUGAUGACCUCAUGCUGGACGUUGAUUUGCCGGAGGACGCGCAGGGCGAUCUGGGCAGUGAGACGAUGAGCCUUUUGGAGCGAAGCGAGCGGAAAGUGCGGCUCCAGCAGCAGGGAUUGUGGAAGAGGCCCCCGCAGCGCCUCGGCGGACAGGAGCCGUACUACCCCCUCAACGCCGAGCGCUAUCACAACGGCCGGGGGUCCGCUUACCUCGAGUCCCCGACAGACCGAGAGAACUACUCCAAAUUCUGCCCCCCGUCCCCCCGCGGCCCCCAGCCAAUGGGCUUCCGGGAAACCACGGUGAUGCUGGACGAGAUGACCCUCCGGCACAUGGUGCAGGACUGCACGGCGGUCAAAACACAGCUACUGAAACUCAAGCGCUUACUGCAGCAGGAGGACGACGCCGGAUCGUUGCCAGACCUCCAGCUAUCGUUCCCCCCCACCCCCGAACCCCAGGAUCCUGGAACCCUCUGGAAGAGCGAGGAGCUGCUGCUAAACGAGAUCCGGCAGCUUAAGGAAGACGCUAAGAAGAAAGACGACAAGAUCCAGCGAUUAGAGGAGCAGCUGAAAGCCGGAUGUAAAUGCCAAAAAGGAGGCCAAGAAGCCAAGAGCGAGAAGCCUAAGCAGCACGACAAGUACACCCAGACCUCGUGCCGGAGGAGUUCAAGUGGGUAUUGCACUCCCUCCUUCUCUCCCUCCUGGCAGGGGAACCCGCGGACUGGUCCGGCGCAUCGCAGGCAGAGAGUCGAGAAAUUAGUCUGUUACUUCUCAGAUAAAGCGUGCCUCAAGUACUACGGCGUUCCACCAGCAACCUCGGUUCCACAGACCACCCUUCGGGAAGAUUAAUGACACCCCCGCAUAUCGGGGUCCCAAGUAAGCAUGGGGACAGAAUCCAGUGUCCGUCUUCGGGUAGCCAGAGUCGGUUUGCUGGAAAAGCCCCCCCAGUCCCUGAGAGCGAGCUGAGUGAAUUAUUGAGUACCCGAUUGAC